This is a messenger RNA of Staurois parvus, 343 nucleotides long. The record is from the annotation of a GenBank genome assembly. NCBI's taxonomy places the organism in Eukaryota, Metazoa, Chordata, Amphibia, Anura, Ranidae.
GACUGUUAUGAAUAGCCUUGUACCAUGUGACCUAUGUAAUCAUUCACAUAUUUCACACGUAGUAAGCAAUGAUGUCAGAAGUGACAUCUUGCUUACUGUUCUGCAUGUGACCAUUGAUUGGCCAAUCAGUGAUCACAUGAUCGGGACCUCGCACAGAGGUCACGUACGACGAUCGGUGUUCCACUGUGUUUGGAAGACACAGUGGGCACCGGAUUGCAGUGCCAUGCGCUCCCAGGGAGCGCACACAGGUGGGGAGCAGGGAGGAUGUUUAUAAACAGCCACCCAUUCCUGCAAUGUUCCCUUCCGGCCAUUUAUAUACAUGGGCUGGACGGGAAGUGGUCAA